Haemonchus placei is the source of this 1563-nucleotide messenger RNA. NCBI's taxonomy places the organism in Eukaryota, Metazoa, Nematoda, Chromadorea, Rhabditida, Trichostrongylidae. The record is from the annotation of a GenBank genome assembly.
AUGUCCGUAGUGUCGGAUAUCCAACUCAAAAAGUUCCCGUCCAAGCACGUUUCGUUUAGUCGGGCCUUCCUCGAUUACUCCUCUUCCUAUGGAGCGAAGGAGGCAUUGAUUGAUCCAGAUACUGGAGAAAAGCUGACAUUCUUGGAAUUACCGUCUGCUGUGGAACGAGUUCAACGGCAGCUAAUAGGGAUUAACAAGGGCACUGUCAUCGCAGCGGUGUGCGGAAACUCAAUCUCUAUACUUCUUGUCUACUUGGCAGCAAUAGAUGUUGGUGCUAUCAUUCUGCCUGUGAAUCCAGCAUCGAAGCGAUAUGAAAUUGAGAAGUAUUUGAACGAAUGCAAGGUUGACUACGUCCUAACAGAAAAGGAGUAUGCCGCGAAAGUCAACGAAAUUCUUGCUCAACCGAAAUUUGAGGCAAUAUCUACGAUCAUUCUCGAAGACCUCCUGAAGCGUGAACCAUCACCGUCGGUUGCUUAUAAGGAACCUAAUGAGGAGGACACGCCCAAGGUUAGUUUCAAGUUGAGAACAGUAGGCCAAAAGGGAGAUCAUCUUGCACAAACAGCUCCACCCAUCACUGGAAGCCACAAACCUCAGCCAUUAACGUGAUCUGUACGCGCUGGUAACUCCAAAGAGUAUCCUUUUCCACUCGUAAACGAUGACGAUCGUGUUCAUGGCGUUCUGCCAUACUUUCAUGCUGGUGGCCUCAUUACCGUAUUCUGUAUGCUUAUACAGGGUGCUACGGUAGUUGUCAAUAAGAAAUGGAAUGAGGAAGGAUUCUUACGAAUACUUCAAGACUUUAAAAUUACUACUAUCAACAUUGUUCCACCCAUUAUGGACUUUCUCGUGAAGCACCCAUUAGUCGACUCAUUCAAACUAGGGAGUCUCAAAACUGUAUUCGUAGGAGCCGCAAAAUGUGAUGAGGUCCUUCUUCGGUCACUAAAACGUCGUCUUCCUAGUCUGGAACAUGUCACCCAAUUGUAUGGCUUGACUGAAGCGGGUGUGCUACUGUUCGUGACUCCUAUUAGGAAUCCACAUCUGUCAUCCGUCGGCAGAGCUAUGCCUGGAGUCCAAGCUAAGAUUCUUGAUGAACAUGGCGAUCUUAUGAAAUUCGGUGAAGUUGGCAGACUCGUGGUAAAGGCUCCAACCUAUAUGCAGGGAUAUUUAGGAGAGCAUCUUGCUGUACCAUACGGAUGGUUUGAUACGGGUGAUUUGGCUUGUAUUGAUGACCAAGGCUUCGUCUACAUUACUGGCCGCACGAAAGAUAUGAUAAAAGUUCGUGGAUGGCAGGUAAAUCCUUUCGAAAUUGAAGAAGCGAUUAAAGCCAACGUUGUUGGCGUGAAGGACUGUGCAGUAGUGGGCGUCGACCAUGAUGUGGAUGGUCAACGUCCGAAAGCCUUUAUUGUCGGCGAGCCUGAUGUCAACGAAAUCAUCAAUUUCGUCAAAGAUACAUUCACUUCUUACAAACACCUCUGUGGAGUGGAAAUUGUGGAUGCAAUUCCGAGAACGCCAUCCGGUAAAAUUCUGCGCCGUGAACUUGUCAGCAGUAUCGGAUCCGGUGGAUAA